GGUAUGUUUCGACUUUACGGCUAUGAUCCGUCGAUGCUGAGAACUUAGAAGCGUCGAGAGCUCAGUGCACGCAACCAACGUUAUUUCCUUGCUCAUCUUAGGAUCUAAAACUCUUUCCAGUAUGCUAGCCUUGACAUCCGGCAGGCUUACAGCGCGCCACCUACGCCGUUAUUUCCGACCGAUAACCACCAGUCGAGGGUCGCGUCAUAUCUCAACUUACAACGUUGAUAUAGCAGGGCUCACGGAAGAGCAGGCUGAGUUCCGCAAUGCAGUAGCCGAGUUUGCUGAACGGGAGGUUGCUCCGCGCGCCGCACAAAUCGACAAGAGCAACAACUUCCCUUCGGACGUUUGGGAGAAGCUUGGUGACAUGGGUUUGCUCGGUAUCACUGUGUCGCCAGAGUAUGGCGGUUUAGGCCUCGGAUACUUCCACCACACAUUGGUAAUGGAAGAGCUUUCCCGUGCUUCUGGCUCGGUUGCACUAUCAUACGGCGCGCAUUCGAAUCUUUGCGUCAACCAAAUACAUCGUCAUGGCACAGAAGCUCAAAAACAGAAAUACCUCCCUGAUUUAAUCGCUGGGAAGAAAGUCGGCAGUUUGGCUAUGAGCGAACCUGGGAGCGGGAGUGACGUAAUCAGCAUGAGCUUGAGGGCAGAUAAAAUAGACGGUGGUUGGAAGCUGAAUGGGAACAAGUUCUGGAUUACCAAUGGACCAACAGCAUCAACACUAGUCGUUUACGCCAAAACAGCUCCUGAGAGAGGGUCUAAGGGCAUCACUGCUUUCAUCAUCGAGAGAACGUUCAAAGGCUUUUCCACACACCAAAAGCUUGAUAAAUUUGGGAUGAGAGGCAGUGAUACUUGCGAACUUGUUUUCGAAAACUGUGAAGUUCCAGAAGAAAAUGUCCUCGGCCAGGUUAACAAAGGCGCAGGGGUCUUAAUGUCUGGGCUUGACCUCGAGCGUCUUGUCCUGAGUGGUGGUCCCUUAGGUCUGGCGCAAGCUGCAUUCGACUAUGCAGUGGAAUAUGUCCACGAACGCAAGCAGUUUGGACAACCUGUGGGAACAUUCCAAUUAAUGCAGGGCAAGAUUGCGGAUAUGUACACAAGUAUUAACGCAAGCCGUGCGUAUGUCUAUGCUGUUGCAAGAGCGUGUGACCGUGGUCAGAUCAGUCGCCGAGACUGCGCUGGUGCCAUCCUCUACUCCACGGAGAAAGCCAUAGAGGUCGCGCUGGAAGGCAUGCAAUGCCUUGGCGGUAACGGAUAUAUCAAUGAUUACCCUAUGGGCCGAAUUUUGCGCGAUUCUAGGUUGUAUGCAGUGGGCGCCGGGUCGCAAGAGAUAAGAAGGAUGCUGAUAGGACGGGAGUUCAAUGAGCAGUUCAAAUCAUCAUGAUACCUCCAGGCUGCUUUCGAACGGCUCCCUAGUUCGGACAAUUGAUGCCAUGUGUUAGUAGUAUGUAUGUAUGUAUGUGAAAAAGAUCUUGAAUGAGCAUGGCUCUGAAUCUGGU
Messenger RNA from Suillus paluster, 1496 nucleotides. Its product is annotated as acyl-CoA dehydrogenase/oxidase. Gene Ontology annotation, biological process: L-leucine catabolic process. The record is from RefSeq and is a predicted model, not a curated record. NCBI's taxonomy places the organism in Eukaryota, Fungi, Basidiomycota, Agaricomycetes, Boletales, Suillaceae. Bases 122 to 1381 code for a protein of 419 amino acids. The transcript has 10 exons. Gene Ontology annotation, molecular function: flavin adenine dinucleotide binding; 3-methylbutanoyl-CoA dehydrogenase activity.